AUGAACAGGUUACAUACGUCGAUAUUAGCUCUUGUAAUGAGUAUCUUCUUGAUCCAAGCCUCGGAUCCACCAUACGAAAAACCUACCGGUAGUUUUAUCAAAUUUUUCCCUUUAAAAAUUCCCGCUCUUAUUUACACACCUUUCGUAACUAACGUACAUAAAACAUUAAGCACGGAACUUCAACCACCGACUUUGGAUCCACAAGAACUUCAUCCAUCGACUUUGGAUCCACAAGAACUUCAUCCACCGACUUUAAGUCCACAAGAUUAUCAAUCAUCACAGGCCGAUGAUUUAUUUAAGGACCCUACGAUGCCUCACGUAGCAGUGUAUUCAACUUUACAAGAUUUUCCACGAGAUAAUUUCAAUUCCGGUUCAAAUUUACCUUCAUAUCCAUCGGUAGAUGCGUAUCCAUUAAGUAAUCGUACUCAAUUCGAUGGCGACGUUCCGGAAAACUCUUCUUCAUCGAACAAUACCAACGGUUUAACUAAAUUACAUAACUACCUCGUUCAAAUUAACGAUGAAUCACAAACUAACAAGGAAAAAACCGCUUACCAAGAACUAUUAGAACAAGAUUUCGUAAGACCGCUGCUUAAACUUUACGAAAAAGAGAUACACCAGGAUUCGGAUUACUUAACUAAUACUAAUAACCGUAUUUCCAAAGAAAAUAACGUGGAAAUAACCGCAAAUAAAACAAAGGAAAUAGCCUUAAUUAGAAGAUACGAUUCAAAUAUUGACGAUACUAAAGAUAAAGAACACAUCGGGGAAAUUCUACCGGCGGAUUUUCACAAAAAUCGAAAACGUGUAUUUUUCGCUCGAAAAUUAAAUCCCGUCGGGUUCAAACCGAGUUUAGAACGUUCGGAAAUCAUUAGAUUUCCCAUGGCGUUUCCAUCGGGUGCGUCAUCCGAAGGAUCGGACGUGUUCGUUACGGAGAACGUUAAUAGGAUUAACGAACAGUAUUAUUCGAGAUCGCCGCGUUUGGGGAUACCCAUUUUGGAACAGUUCCGGAUGCCUAGGAGGUAUAGGGGUUUUAGGGAAGGUUAUUCUGACGGACAGCAAGUUCAUUUCGAUCCUUCUGCUCGUUAUCAAACGGUUUGGUCUUCCAGAAGACCCAGAGUGAUAUUUCCUACGGAGCAAGUUACGUUUAGAGAUCCCAUCAAAAGUCAAGAUGCGGAACCUGAUUGGUUGGCUGGAGAUGGUACUUUGCAGGAUUUACAAGAGCAGGAUAUUAGAGAUAGAGGAUCCGACAAAGUAGUUUGUGCUCCUGGCGCGAGUUGCCAAUUCUUCCUAACCUGCUGGCUCUCGGGAGGGCUGUUGGACCAACCCUGUGACGGUUUAUUAAGAGGAUGUUGUUACAGGGGAAGAGUCGCGAAGAGCGGAGGAAGCGGAUUUUUGGCGAUAGGUACACUAGACGCGCCCCCCGAUACAUCUAAAAACAAUAUCGGAUACCACAAUUCGGAUUUUCGUUGUGGUAUAUCAUUGCCGCAAGCCCAAAGACGAAUUGUUGGUGGAGAAGAAGCUGGUUUCGGAACCUUCCCAUGGCAAGCUUAUAUUAGAAUAGGAUCUUCAAGAUGUGGCGGUUCUUUGGUGAGCAGACGUCAUGUGGUUACAGCGGGACAUUGCGUUGCAAGGGCUAUUCCAAAACAAGUGCAUGUCACUCUAGGAGAUUACGUCAUUAACUCAGCUGUCGAAUCGUUACCAGCUUACACGUUUGGUGUAUCACAUAUACAGAUACACCCAUUAUUCAAAUUCACUCCUCAAGCGGACAGAUUCGACGUGGCGGUGUUGUUAUUAGAUAGAGCGGCUCACAAUCUACCUCACAUCACGCCAAUUUGUCUUCCGCCUAGAGGAGAAAAUUUUUUGGGAGAGAUCGGUGUGGCGGCCGGAUGGGGAGCGCUUAGUCCUGGAUCACGGUUGAGGCCGCAAACUUUACAAGCCGUACAAGUACCAGUUAUUGAAAAUAAACAAUGCGAAAGGUGGCACAGGUCGAAAGGUAUAGCGGUGACGAUCCACGACGAAAUGUUAUGCGCCGGAUAUAAAAAUGGCGGUAGAGAUAGCUGUCAAGGAGAUUCUGGUGGUCCGUUGAUGCUUCAAAAAACCGGCAGGUGGUUCCUCAUCGGUAUCGUAUCGGCUGGUUAUUCAUGCGCUCAAUCGGGACAACCUGGAAUUUAUCAUCGAGUAGCACACACCGUUGAUUGGAUCAUUCGUGCUAUUGGUAAUACGAAUUGAAGAACUUUUCGACGAAGAUGAAAAUGAAGAAAAAAUCAUUUCGUUAGAAAAAUAACAAGACGUGAAACUUUUUAUUGAAAAUAUCGUGUGUACUAGCUUUGUAACAAUUAAAAUCCAAUUAGGGAUUGUAAACAAGAUGGACAAUUCAUUAUCCAGUACGUUGUAACUAAAGAGAAACAUAUUUGCACAUAGAGGUUCUUUCCUCUAAGUAACAGCGUUUUCAGACGCUGACAAGGCUCAAAUUAAUAUAAGUAAAUUGUUGUUAUUUAGGUGGUUACAUGAAUCAAUGAAUCUUCUUUGGUUAUAAGUUUGCUGCCUGCCUAAACCCCUCUAGAUGAUCUUAAUAACUAACUACCACCGUAUAAUUUUUUGUAUGCAGUCUUUAUAAGAGGUUACCGCUUCUCUUUUAAACCAAGUGGUUAUAACAUGUUUUUUAGCUCGUGUCAUUAUAAAGUGUUAGAAGAGAUGAAAAUCGCUAGUAUCGAGUUGUACAAAUGAUCAAACACGUUCCAGCCUAGUACCUGUAGGAUUAUUUUAGUUACGUUUGCAGUAUAUCGUGAGAGAAAACACAUUUUGUGUGCCUCCACCUUGUUUAAACUUAGGUACGUUCCAAACACACUGUUUAGUACAACAAAACUCACAAUUACACUGUCUGACGCGCUUGGAGGUAAACCUUGAGUCUCUGAAGAUGAUAACUUUCGAUAAUAGUUAUCGAAACGCGCGUGAGACAGUGUAAUUAUGAGUGGUAGGCUAAACAGUGUGUUCAUUAUGGAUAUCACCAUCGGUUUCAGAAAUUCGAACUUAGAUGAGGUUGUUUUUAGUGUUGAUUUUCAAUAUUUCAGUAACAACUCCAUGAAUCGAUUGAUUAUUUGAUCGCUUCCUUCAGUAAACUGUUUGACACAUCUUUUAGUUAUUGAAUCACACGUAAGCUUCGUAGAUUUUCCGACGAAUUCCAAUUGGUUCAACUUAGCAUUUAGAAAACGAACCACAGAUAUGAUUUGAUAUGCGCGGGCAGUUUUCUAUUAAGGCUGACAUCAUAAAGAUCACGUUGGCAAGAACGAUCCCAAAAUGGCGAUCGAGGCGUUGCCGCUGAUACAAUUAGAAACGAGACUUACUCUGUGGAUAAACCUCACAGUUUUUUUUUAUUUUGCAUACAUAUAGCUUUGUAAUAACAUAAUUUUUUUAUGCAAAAAGCAAACAAAAGAGAAUGAACCAAUUUGCACUUUAGUGGUUCGAGUGGAGAUGUCUGUGGAUCUUGAACUUCUGUAGGUUGAAGUGCGAAGGAAAACGUGGCUGAGUAGCUGAUUCGAAUAGGGGAGAAAAGAAAAAUAUUUUACUUAUGCAUAUUAUUUUCUCAAACAAGGCCGAAAGACAAGAGUUUGCAGAAGUUUCUUCCUGUCAACAGUCUGUAUAAGUAAAGGUCCUCUAAAAAAAGCAUUGGGAAACAAGUUUGAGAUUACUGGGGUUUAUCCAGGCACUGACAAAACAGUGCAUGAGACAAGAUAAUCCAAAGAUGGAUUGAAAACAUUAAAAAACAAAUUGAGACUUUUGUAGAAAGAAGAAUCGUUACUGCAGAAAAGACAUCAUUGAGUUAUUUAGUGCCUAAUAUGAAAAAAGGUAUUCUGAGACUCACGGGAAUGGAAAAAAAGAUCUGGAGAUGAAUAAUUUGGAGCAAACUGCAAGAAAAAUGAUGCGUACACUCCAAAAUAUGAGAACAAAAAGCGAGCUAAUGAGCAUAAUACAUUUCUAGGUUCUAAGUAUUCCAGUUUCAGAUACUGGACCAGUAUACUACUCAGGAAGACCAAAAAAGAGAUGAAUAGAUUAAAUAGAGAGAUAUGGGGAAGAGACGAAGAGACGAAAAUUCUUAAACGCAAUUAGAAGUUUUCCCGCCACAUCUAAAUAAAGUCUCUGAGUUUAUUUUGCAUUUGAACUGCCACAUAUGUUUUUUUCGAUUGAAAUUUUUUUUUUCAAAUCAAAUUAGUAAAUGAAAAAACAGAAAAAGUCAACGGUAUUCAAGUUCGCUGUUUUACCGAUACGACCGCGGCAUAUGCUUUUCAAAGCUGUUCAAGACAAUCCCGCCUGGAGCAGUUUUUGCAAGACCUACUCGACAGGCAGACGUGGUCGAGUUUGCCUGAAAAAGCCCAGAACUUCAAUUUAUCGGGACUAAUUUCCAAAAGUGCAAACCUACAACCUACAGAAAUUUAAGAUCGUUAAGCACAACUCGUAUUUAUCAACAUUACCUUUUGUAGCUCUACUAUCUUUGAUAGUUCUUUUAUUUCAGGGGUGCAGUGGUGACUGUAGAUAUUAAACUGAGCUUUAAUCUCGUGCAAACUUAAUUCCUAUGUCCUUACCCUCUAAUAUUUGAUUAGAGUGUCUUUUAAUAUAAUUUGAGGAAUUCAUCCAGCAUUAUCAUUGAUUAUCGCAGUUUUUCUCUUCAUUAUUACUCAAAAUUUCAUAAAAUGAUGAUACAGAGUCUCUAUAUACAACGUACAUUCUUCUCAAAAUGAAAAGUUUCGUCUUGUUUUUUUUCCCUUCCGGACAGAUUUUAAAAAAUAUUGAUUGUAAUAAGAUGAAUUGUCAUUUUUUAAACACCCUGUAAAUAUUUAAUAAUUUAAAUUUUUCCUAAUUUAUUGUAGAUAUUUAUAAAAUUAAGAACUGAUGAUAAAUAAAAUGUAAAUAAUUA
This is a messenger RNA of Diorhabda sublineata, 4909 nucleotides long. RefSeq lists its product as uncharacterized. The coding region runs from base 1 to 2226 and encodes 741 amino acids. The transcript is spliced from 7 exons. Gene Ontology annotation, biological process: proteolysis. The record is from RefSeq and is a predicted model, not a curated record. Lineage: Eukaryota; Metazoa; Arthropoda; Insecta; Coleoptera; Chrysomelidae. Gene Ontology annotation, molecular function: serine-type endopeptidase activity.